Papilio machaon (common yellow swallowtail) is the source of this 547-nucleotide messenger RNA. RefSeq lists its product as uncharacterized. Bases 162 to 395 code for a protein of 77 amino acids. The record is from RefSeq and is a predicted model, not a curated record. NCBI's taxonomy places the organism in Eukaryota, Metazoa, Arthropoda, Insecta, Lepidoptera, Papilionidae. The transcript has a single exon.
GCCGCCGGCGGCGCGGUGCAGUGCGUUGCGGCUCGGACAAGCAUUGCAUUGAACACACGAGUGUCAGACCGCGCGCCGAAGGCACGGUAUCACUGCCGAAUCGAUGUGAAUACGACGUGUGUAACGCGAGCGCGGGAAAUACAAAGAUGGUCUAAUCCAAAAUGGCAUUGUCUGGAGUGUCAACCCUGGCCACGUACGUCGCCGCGUGGCCGCCGCCCGGUCCGCUGCCCAGCUCUUUCCAGUUCCACCAUCAGGGCUCAAACUUCGCUAUAUUCGUGAUAUUUUUUGCCCUGUGCAUGAUGGAGGUGGUCGUGCUGAAGAUCAUCACGGAGGAGCAGAGAGACCAGGGCUCUCGGAGCGUCACCUCCAUGUGGUUCGACAUGGAUGAAGACUGAAUGACGAAAGUGCUGUGUUUUGCAAGUGAACAUUAAAAUAUGACACAAUCGACUCUCGUCGAUAACUUCUGAAACUAUUUCUUUAUAAGCAAAUAUUGAAAGUGUUCAACAUGAAGGACUGAUGUAAAAAAUAAUUAGUAGUAAAUAUAUAA